GGAGAGCUGAACAGCAAUAGCUUCACAGUAGAAGGACAGCGGCCGCAUGGUGUUACGAACAUAGUGAUGCCGAUGAACAUCAGUGUCGUGAAUGAUGAGCUAGAAUCUAAUGAGGUCGAAGUGCAAGCGCCAGCAGUAGACCGUCCGCCAGUCUCAGAUAUAGUAGCGGAGGAAACAACGACGAGCUCGAACCCGUCCGAUGUAGUAGAAGAGCCACGUGAGGAGGUCCCGCUACAAACUGAAAACCCGGAAGCAGAGGGAGACUCAGUGAUUCGUCUCAAAUUUCUGGAUGAUACGCAAAGGGACGCUCGUACAACCAUGACAGACACCAUAGGAAAAUUCAAGAGGUUGAAGUGCAAGCGCCAGCAGUAG
Cylicostephanus goldi is the source of this 372-nucleotide messenger RNA. The record is from the annotation of a GenBank genome assembly. NCBI's taxonomy places the organism in Eukaryota, Metazoa, Nematoda, Chromadorea, Rhabditida, Strongylidae.